AUGGCAGAAGCAUCUCCAGAUUCUAUCACAUCGUUACCAUGUCAUUUGAAAGGUGUGACCAAAGUCUGUUUCUCACCUGACGGAUCAACGAUAUUCACUGGAGGUUCAGAUUGUCUAGUAAGGAUACAUAAAGCCGAUAACCCAGAUUCUGAACCUGGAUUUCACGAUAAUCAUACCGAUGCAGUAACUUCCUUGACCUGUUCAAGAACCAACUUGAUAACAGCAUCGGAAGAUAACAUAGCGCGGAUAUUUUCUUAUCCUCAAAAUGAAUUUGAAGGCUUUCUGACUAGAUCUUCUGGAGUUCCGAUACGAUGGGUUAGUGUAGAUAAUUCAGGUGAAAGAGUUGCUGUUUGUAGCGAUGAUUUACUAGUCAAGAUCGUAAAUGUAAAAGAUACAAGUAGAGUGUCAUUACUAUCAGAUAAUAACAAAUCGGUUAGAUCAGCAACAUGGGAUCCAUCUGGAAAGUACCUCACCACAGCAUCAUGCGACGGGAAAAUAAAAGUUUACGACACGACUGGCUCAGCACCGAUUUGCUUGAAGAUCAUGGAAGGUGUUAUCGGUUCUAGCGAGUCUGAGUCCAGCACAUCAUGCUAUGCUCAAUGGCACCCCUCAGGAAACUACUUUGCUGUGCCAACGAGAACAAAUGAUAUUGGUAUCAUAAGUAGAGAAGGAUGGAGCAAACAAACCACCUUCACGCAUGAUGGCCCUAAAUCUCCCAUCGGGGAACUCGCUUGGUCACCUAAUGGAAAAUAUCUCGCAUCUUCUUCAUCUACAACAAUCUAUAUAUGGUCCACCGAUUCACGUCAAGUAAUAGCAAAGCAUAACAAUCUUGAUGGAGCUAUCUCUGGGCUCUGCUUCUCACCGACAACCAAUCUCAUAGCGUAUACCUCAUUGGAUGGAUCAUUCUGCCGAUGGACGAAGCCCAUUCCUGCGGAUUUACCUAAUCCGUUCACAUCGGAAAAGGAGGAAGCUAAGAAUCUGGAUAAAUUGUUAGAUGACGAGUUUGGAGAUGACCUAGAGAUGGAUAUGGAAGAAAAAGGUGAAGAUUUGGAUGAUGCAGAACGUGAUACAUUCGGUGAUGAUGGUUGGAUAGUGGAUGAUGAUGGUGGUUAUGGAAAAGAUGAUGACGAGAGGAAAUGGACCAGUGGAAGAACAGAAGUUGUCAAUGUCACAAAGGCUCAAUCGUCAUUUACACCUGGAAGUACAGAAUUCAAGAAUAAGAAGAGAUACUUGGCAUUCAACAUGAUCGGUGUUAUUGACGUGACGGAUCAAGAAACGCAUAACGUAGUCAACGUGGAAUUCCACGAUAAAUCCGCUAGGAGAGGUUAUCAUUUCCAAGAUCACAACAAGUAUGCUAUCGCUUCAUUAGGUGAACAAGGGAUCGUAUAUGCUUCAACAUUUGAAGCAGAAUCGCCUUCAAGCGUAUACUACAGGCCAUACGAUUCAUGGGCGUCGCAAUCGGAUUGGUCGAUCUCUCUGCCACAAGGGGAAGAAGCGCUUGCCGUCGCAGCUGGAGGAGGAUCAAGUGCAGAAGGUGGAUUAGGUAGUGUGAUAAUAGCUACAAGUAAGGGAUAUGUUAGAUUCUUGACUGCUAGUGGAUUACAAAGAUACAUCUGGAGAUUAGGUGAAGAAGUGAUCUCAAUAGCCGCUGGACGAGAUAAAGUGAUCGUGGUCCACAGAGAAGGUGGAACCAGUUUGGAUGGAUGUCAGAAUUUGAGGUACUCAUUGAUGGAUCUGGACACUUUCGAAAUAUUGCAAGAAGGGCGAGUACCGCUACCCAAAAAAGUAACGUUAAAAUGGCUUGGAUUCACUUCGGAAGGCGUUCCAGCAAUAUACGACUCGGCAGGAUUGCUUUCCGUUCUUGAUAGACACAGACGACCAGGUCAAGCUAGAUGGAUACCGCUUCUGGAUACUUUGUCUUUGCGCAAAGAAGGCAAACAGGAGAAUUACUGGCCUGUCGGGAUGACAGCGACCCAUUUCUCUUGUGUUAUACUGAAGGGAUCGGAGAAAGAACCCUGGUUCCCCCGACCGCUAAUACAAGAGAUCGAAAUGCAUAUGCCACUUCUGAAUAUGGAUAACCAGCAAGGCAAACUUGAAGAAAGUCUCGUACGAGGACAUCUUGUUCUCUCUACGCUGACGGAUUCAGUCGAUCCAGACUCCGAAUCCCUGAUCAAAGAAAAGGAAGUUGCUCUCGACAAAGAAUACCUUCAACUCGUUCAAAUAGCGUGUAAAGCGGACAACCUCCAACGCGCGUUAGACGUCGUCAGACUCAUGCAUAACUCGGGUACAAUAGAAGCCGCAGCAAAAGUGGCUGCUUUCUAUCAUUUACCAGGCUUACAAGAGCGAAUCGUCUCUGUCAAAACCGAAAAGGAAAGAAGAAAAAGGGAGAGAAAAUCUAAACCUAGAAUACCUGAAUAUGUCCCUGUAGCUUCGUCAAGCAACCACCACGGAUCCUCCUCAGCGAAAGGCUUCACGAGUGAUUUCGCUCCUCGUCCUAAUGGAACAAGAAGAUCAUUCGGAGGUGUAAAUAGAGAUGCUACACCUGUAUCUUCAGUACCUCCAGAUACAUACAUACCGGAAACACCUGGAAACGAAGAGGAGUCAACACCAGCACCAGACUUAGAUCAUGAAUCAGUUUCACCUAUAGCGAAAAGAAGGAAAUUGGAAGAAAGUCAUCAGGAUGAAAAUAGUUUCGCGGUUCCUCGACCCAAAAAGAAGGUUGACGAAUUCCCAUUUCCACCACCGAACGCAGCACCGAAAAAUCCGUUCGCGAAGAAAGCAGUAGGAUCAAACCCUUUCGCUAAACCUUCAGGUGGUACAGGUAAACAACUAGAGAAUAUCAAAUCUACAAGUUUCUUUGAAAGAGUCGAUGACAUAAAUUCCAGUGGAAUAUCCAAGUCUUCCACUAAAUCCAAGCCUAUACCCAAGACAAAAGGAAAAGAAGCCAACGGUAAACAAACUACCUUGUUUGGAGCUGGAGUCACCAAAAGACCCGCACCAAAGACAACGGCUGACUCUUUCGUGUCCACCGAAACUGAAGGUGAUGAAGAGGAGACACAAAGGGAUGAGGAAGAAGACGAGAGAACAACGGGGAUAUUGGAGGAAAGUAAUGUACAAGAGACUAUGAGUCCUGACGAGAUGGAAGUGGAGUAG
Kwoniella shivajii is the source of this 3153-nucleotide messenger RNA. RefSeq lists its product as uncharacterized. The transcript has 17 exons. Gene Ontology annotation, biological process: DNA-templated DNA replication; DNA repair; mitotic cell cycle. Bases 1 to 3153 code for a protein of 1050 amino acids. Gene Ontology annotation, molecular function: chromatin binding; protein binding. NCBI's taxonomy places the organism in Eukaryota, Fungi, Basidiomycota, Tremellomycetes, Tremellales, Cryptococcaceae. The record is from RefSeq and is a predicted model, not a curated record. Gene Ontology annotation, cellular component: nuclear replication fork.